AUGCUGUCACCCAGCAUCCAGGUCCACGAGGGACCUGGCCAAGUUGUUGUCAAGCUCGCUGACGAGAAAGCACGCCGCGUAUCACGGCGCGAAGUGUCGUUGCUGUACACGUUUGACGUCUUUCGCUGUAGCGACAAUUUAUUUGUGACUGAGAUGAAUUAUGCUUUCGAUUGCAUCCUGGGCAUGACGUUGUUGGCACGCUAUAAGCCCCAGAUCGACUGGUUAGCCAGAUCAAUGAGACGUCGAAGUAAGUUCGACUUCAGCGAAGUGUUCACCCAUCUCUUGGUGUCUCCAAGUGAUUGGCCGAACAUUACAGUCGUGGAUCGUACAUCCAAGACCCCGGCGGUGCAUAGAGUGAGCGAUGGCCCUCUCUGUACCGCUUUUUCCGUGCCACUACGCACGAGUGACGAUAUCUCCUCGCUUUGCAGCGAGGAGUACGACGUGGACGAGCAGUGA
Peronospora matthiolae is the source of this 456-nucleotide messenger RNA. NCBI's taxonomy places the organism in Eukaryota, Oomycota, Peronosporomycetes, Peronosporales, Peronosporaceae. The record is from the annotation of a GenBank genome assembly.